Colletotrichum gloeosporioides is the source of this 1398-nucleotide messenger RNA. Its product is annotated as putative transcriptional regulatory protein C15D4.02. Bases 1 to 1398 code for a protein of 465 amino acids. The record is from RefSeq and is a predicted model, not a curated record. Gene Ontology annotation, biological process: regulation of DNA-templated transcription. Lineage: Eukaryota; Fungi; Ascomycota; Sordariomycetes; Glomerellales; Glomerellaceae. The transcript has 2 exons. Gene Ontology annotation, molecular function: zinc ion binding; DNA-binding transcription factor activity, RNA polymerase II-specific.
AUGGCUCGGAAAGGCAGCCGGAAAACCAGAACGGGAUGCAUCACCUGCAAAAUUCGCAAAGUCAAGUGCGACGAGACGAAGCCGGCAUGCAACCGCUGCAUGGCCACCGGCCGCCACUGCGACGGCUACUUGCCCACCGGCAGCAUGUCAGCAAGACACACAAAUUCAGCUCUCCGCUUGUAUCGGCCAGAAGGAUUUCCAGGGAUAAGGACCGCUGGAGAGAGCCGAGCUUUGCAGUACUUCUGUCAAGAAGCUGGCCCGCAACUGUCAGGCGCGGUAGACCCCCUUUUCAUGUCGAAACUCGUCAUGCAAUUUACUAGCUACGAGCCUGCUGCUCGACACGCCGUCCUAGCCAUCAGCACUCUCACCGAGCAACUACACGGCGGCACUUGUGGUCCGUUGGUCCGAAUACAGGACCAAGAGUUCGCACUUCAUCAUUACAAUGCUGCGAUCAACGACAUUAGGAAGCUGAAGUCACCAGAAACACAUCCAGUGGUGCUGCUUGUGUGCAUCCUCUUUAUCUGCAUCGAUGUCCUGCAGGAGAAUCGAAAGAUGGUCAUUCAGCACUGCAAGCACGGGUUUGCCCUUCUCAAGCACACUACAUUCGAAUACGCCUGGACAAAGCAGUAUCUUUUGCCUCUCUUUCGAAGAGUCGCCGCCACCUCGUUCAUAUGGGCAGAUGACCCUUCAGAUUUCCCGGACCUAGAUGGCCUAGAGCAUCCCAUGCCUGAUGGAUUCUUCAACUUUGCCGAUGCCCAGGCCAUGAUCGAUGAUGUCUUCAGCCGGACGCUUCGACUCGUGCGGCGAGGGGAUCCGUAUCGCAUUCGUCCAGAAACGAAUGGGGCACCGCCCCAAGAAUUGUUAACCGAGCAAAGCCAAAUCAGACGAUUGCUGGAACAGUGGGAGCUGCUAAUGGAAGAUUUCGAGGCUCGUCCGCUGUCCCCGCCUGGGAGAGAGUCCCCGACGACAGAGAACUUGACCAAGACCCUCCGAUUCAUUCUCCGCUGUCGCUUCGAAUCCUGCAAGAUAUGGUUGAACAUGGCGUUAGACCCAGAGGUCUACGAUCACGCCAAGCACAUGGACACCUUCGUCGAGAUGUUGGAAGAUCUCGGGGUCACAGAUCCUGAAUUUCUCGAUGGGUUUCGACGGUCACCAAGUUUUAUGUGCGAUGCCGGCUAUGUGCCCAUGAUCGUACUGACAUCUGCAAAAUGUGCCCAUUUGGAGUCAAGGUUGUCGGCUUUGAAGUUGGUACCGGUCCCAGGACUGCCAAGGGAGCUUUUGUGCCUUCCAGCGCACGCAUGGGGCUGCCCGGAAGUCAAGGACCUGCCUCAAGUAAUUCAAACCUCGACGGAGGAUGCCGAUACAGCACCUAACGAUGUAAUGGAAAUGAGUACAUAA